CAAUCUUCGAAUUCUCAAUUUUACUGCCCAUGACUCCGCAUCUGAGCUUCUAGCUACUGCUAUAUAUUUUCAAUUUGGUCGUCAUCAUUCCUUCUGAUUAGGCUGUUGUGACACACCGCGUGAGACACAGGCCGCAGCCGCCUCGGCAUCAUGGCCUCUUCCAUUCACUCGGCUGCCUGGGAGCUCAUGAAGCGCCAAGCAGAAGAUGCUGAUCCAGAUGAGCCCGAAGCUGGCCAGAAGGAAAUCCUAUCAUCAUGGGCGCUCUUUAUUCUCAUCGCCCUUUUAAUUGUCGCCCUUUUCACCAGUUACAUCCUUCAGCAACGAAAAAUUCAAGCUGUUCAUGAGACCGUGUUGUCGAUCUUUGCAGGCAUGAUUGUCGGUUUAUCAUUACGAAUCUUUGGCAUUCAAUCGCUCUUGAGCGCAGUCAGCUUUGACUAUCAAAUUUUCUUCAAUUUGCUUCUUCCUCCCAUCAUUUUGGCGUCGGGAUAUGAGCUGCAUCAGGCAAACUUCUUUCGUAAUAUCGGCACAAUAUUGACAUUUGCCUUUGCUGGCACCUUCAUCUCCGCUGUCGUUUUGGGCCUAGUCCUCUUCCUGUGGACGCUGAUCCCAAUCGGAGGGUUGAAUAUCUCGUUUGUAGAGGCCAUUUCCGUGGGCGCCACACUCUCUGCCACGGACCCUGUCACCAUUCUUGCCAUCUUCAACACCUACAAGGUCGAUCCCAAGUUGUACACGGUCAUCUUUGGUGAAUCUAUUCUCAAUGACGCUAUUGCCAUUGUCUUAUUCGAGACGGCCCAACGAUAUCGCCCGGGUGGAGUUGGGAGCAGCAAGUUGAAUAUUUUCGGUCUCUUUGAAGGUGUCGGCAUCUUCUUACUCGUCUUCUUUGGCAGUCUUUUGAUUGGUGUGGUUGUGGGGAUUGCUACUGCCCUUGGGCUCAAGCACACUCUUAUCCGACGCUACCCUAAGAUUGAAAGCUGUGUGAUUGUUUUGAUUGCUUAUGCAAGCUACUUUUUCUCCAAUGGCCUUCACAUGUCAGGUAUCGUGACUCUGCUGUUCUGCGGCAUCACCCUCAAGCAUUAUGCCUAUUACAACAUGUCGCGACGGACCCAACUCACCACCAAGUACCUCUUUCAGGUGCUCGCUCAGCUGUCGGAAAACUUCAUCUUCAUCUAUCUCGGACUCAGCUUGUUCUCCGGAAGCGACCUUAACUUCGAGCCGCUCUUCAUUCUCAUCACUGUUGUCGGUAUUUGUAUUGCUCGCUGGGCUGCCGUCUUCCCUCUCUCUCGUGCGAUCAACUGGUUCAUCCGAUACCGUGCGCAAAGACGGGGCAAGGAAGUCGCAGACGAAUUGCCAUAUUCCUAUCAGGUCAUGCUGUUCUGGGCCGGCCUUCGAGGUGCAGUCGGCGUGGCCCUUGCUGCCGGUUUAGUGGGAGAAAAUGGACCGGCCCUCCGCGCCACGGUACUGGUUGUCGUGGUGCUUACUGUCAUUAUCUUCGGUGGCACGACCGCACGCAUGCUGGAGAUUCUCGGUAUUCGAACGGGAGUCGUCGAGGAGUUGGAUUCGGACGAUGAAUUCGAUAUCGAGUAUGCUGCCGGUAGUACAUACUACAAACGCGGCGGCACGGGCGUCGGCAAUCGAUCGCAGCGUGGCGACCCCGCCGUGGCCCUUACUGCAGUGGCCGCUUCAGGCAAUGGCCAGAAGGGCCAGGGUCUCGGGAGCUACAGCAGCGGCAAUUCGACACAAAGUCCGCCAGCGCGGCCAAAUGCGAAUGUCACCUCGCGCCGCAACUCGGCGCGCAGUCUCAAGGAUCUUCAAGGCGCCGAUCAAAGCCUCUUGGGAAGUGUCGAUCCUACUCCGGAAGACGACGAGGAGUUUGACUCGGAUACGUCUGAUCUGCCCCCUGCAGCUGCACGUCGGAAGCCUUCGUCGCCUGGUGGCCGUGAUGAAGGCUUGGCGGCGACUGCCGGAGCGUCGCCGUAUGGCGAUGCCAGCGCAGAAGGGUCUAGUCAUCCUGCUACGGAGAGCAGUAGCCAUCUAACGGCGACGGGCGCCUUCAGCCACUUCUUCUCCGGCGCAUCCGAGGAUCACGCCGCGUGGUUCCGGCAGCUCGACGAGGGGUAUAUCAAGCCUAAGCUUUUGCUGGAUGGUGGCCGUGGAGGAGGAAACAAUAAUAACAACCAACACUAGGGGGAGACGGCAAACUCAAUGCAUUGUAUACGUUAGACGGUUUUGAGGGGGGGAAAGACAUGAUACCAUGAUUGAUUUACAUUUUAGUCGGGCUGGUCUCGGACAACAUGGGACGGCGUCCGGUAUCUGUAUGUAUUAUACUGUCUGCAUUUGCUGAUUGUGUGUAUUGGUAUGAUCAUCCAGCCCUUGUUCUUCUACAGUGUCACCUCUGCGACUCCCGUUACUUUUUCUUUUAAUAUUCUGUGUGCAUUGACCUGCACUGGCCCCAUCCUAGGGCUCCUUUGAUAGAUGGCACAAUGAACACUCUUUUUUACUCGAAUAUCGAGCAUCGCUGUUCCUUGUGGAAGUAUAGUAACGAGCUAUGUCACUGUCGACCGCUUUGAACACUACCUUAGGUAUGUGUGUUGUGAUGGGGC
Molecule: messenger RNA, 2600 nt
Organism: Xylona heveae TC161
Lineage: Eukaryota; Fungi; Ascomycota; Xylonomycetes; Xylonales; Xylonaceae
Product: sodium/hydrogen exchanger
Exons: 6
Coding region: 151-2184 (677 amino acids)
Biological process (GO): vacuolar acidification; proton transmembrane transport; sodium ion transport
Cellular component (GO): early endosome; late endosome; fungal-type vacuole membrane
Molecular function (GO): sodium:proton antiporter activity
Source: RefSeq, a predicted model, not a curated record